CGCGCGGCCUGGCGGGCGUGUAACGGCCGUUAGGGGAGCUGAGGGACAGAACUGCCGCCCGCGGCUGACGUGGUGGCCGCAGUCGGCGUCCCUGGGUGAGGGAUUUCGCCGUCCGCUUUCGGCCCUACCUGGCUCAAAUAACAGUGUUGAUGGCCAUGCAGGAGAAAUACCCAAGUGAGAGGAUCUCUCAUGCCACUUCACCAGGUUCCGGUGUAAUUCAAAAGGGUAGUUCCCUGGGGACCGAAUGGCAGACCCCAGUUAUCUCAGAGGCUUUUCGGAGUCGCUUCAGCCGCUGUUCAAGUGUAGCUGACAGUGGGGACACAGCCAUUGGCACAUCGUGCUCAGACAUUGCAGAGGAUUUUUGUAGCUCAAGUAGCAGCCCUUCUUUCCAGCCCAUCAAAAGCCACAUAACCAUUCCAACAGCCCAUGUGACACCUUCUACUUUGGGGACCUCUCCUGCCAAGCCAAAUUCUAUACCUGCUGGACUCUCUUCCUCCAAACUCCCUUUGUCAGGGCUGGCUGAAGGUGUGGGGAUGACAAGAAAUGGAGACCUUGGUGCAAUGAAACGUUCUCCAGGCCUGUCUAGAGAUUUCAUGUAUCUUUGUGGUGCUACUGGAGAAAAUGGAAUUGAGCAGUCCUGGUUUCCAGCAGUGGGCCAUGAAAGAGAAGAAGAGGUGAGGAAGUUUGAUAUUCCCAGUAUGGAGUCUACCCUUAAUCAGUCGGCAAUGAUGGAGACACUUUAUUCAGAUCCCCACUACCAAGUCCACUUUCACAACCCACGAGCUGACACAAACAAGGAGUUAUACAAAGUGUUGCCUGAGACCAAGAAGGCACCGGGCAGUGGGGUGGUGUGUGAGCGGAAUGGAUCUCACCCUAACAGCAGUGGAGUGCUCCCUUUGGGACUCCAGCCUGCUCCUGGCUUCUCCAAGCCUCUACCCUCUCAGGUAUGGCAGCCGAACCCUGACCCUUGGCACCCCCGUGAGCGAUCUUGUGAGCUCAGCACUUGUCGGCAGCAGCUGGAGUUGAUCCGUUUACAGAUGGAACAAAUGCAGCUUCAGAAUGGAGCCAUCUGCCACCAUCCUGCUGCUUUUGCUCCAUCACUGCCCACAUUAGAACCAGCACAGUGGAUCAGCAUCUUAAACAGUAAUGAACACCUUCUGAAGGAAAAGGAGCUCCUCAUUGACAAGCAGAGGAAACACAUCUCUCAGCUGGAGCAGAAAGUACGGGAAAGUGAACUGCAAAUCCACAGUGCCCUUUUGGGCCGCCCUGCCCCCUUUGGGGAUGUCUGCUUGCUGAGGCUGCAGGAAUUGCAGCGAGAGAACACGUUCUUACGUGCGCAGUUUGCACAGAAGACAGAAGCCCUGAGCAAAGAAAAGAUUGAGCUUGAAAAGAAACUCUCUGCUUCAGAAGUUGAAAUCCAGCUCAUCAGAGAAUCACUCAAAGUGGCGUUGCAGAAGCAUUCAGAGGAGGGGAAGAAACAGGAAGAAAGGUGGUCUGGAACCAAUGCUGCAGUGUCGCCCAGGUAUGCCUGUAUAUAUAGAAGUGCUACCAGUUUUUUAAAACUGCCCAAGGAGCCCUUCUUCCCUACCCUUGAUUGGAAAGUUCAGGUAAAGGGUCGUGAUAAGCAUAUCAAUAAUUUGAAAAAGAAAUGUCAGAAGGAAUCAGAACAGAACCGGGAGAAGCAGCAGCGUAUUGAGACCUUGGAGCGCUACCUGGCUGACCUGCCCACCCUGGAAGACCAUCAGAAGCAGAGCCAGCAGCUUAAGGAUUCCGAGUUGAGGAGUACAGAGCUGCAGGAGAGAGUGACAGAGCUGGAGAGUUUGCUGGAGGAGACCCAGGCAGCCUGCAGAGAGAAGGAGGUUCAACUGGAAAGCCUGAGACAGAAAGGAGCAGAAUUCUCCAUUAGACAUAGCCUGCAAGAUAAGCAGUGUGUGGAGGAGGCCAGUGGAGAAGGUUCAGCCCAACAGGGAGAAGGUCCAAAAGCGGAAAUGGAGUCCUGGCAGAAAGAAUGUGAUUCCCUCCGAAAGAUUGUGGAGAAGCAACAGCAGAAGAUGGAUCAGCUGCGUUUACAAGUACAGAGCCUAGAGCAAGAAGUGGCUCAGGAAGAAGGAACAAGCCAGGCCCUGAAAGAGGAGGCCCAGCGGAGGGAGACAGCCCUGCAGCAGCUGCGCACAGCCGUGAAAGAGCUUUCAGUGCAGAACCAGGACCUGAUUGAGAAGAAUCUGACACUCCAGGAACACCUGCGCCGGGCCCAGCCAGGGUCCCCGUCUUCACCAGACACAGCCCAGCUGGCAUUUGAGCUGUACCAGGAGUUGGCCAAUUGCCUUCAAGAUCUGCAGGCUGUCUGUAGCAUUGUGACCCAGAGGGCCCAGGGCCAUGACCCCAAUCUCUCUCUGCUCCUGGGCAUUCACUCUGCACAGCACCCGGGGACUCAGCUGGAUUUGCAGAAGCCGGAUGUGAUCAAGAGGAAACUAGAAGAGGUUCAACAGCUGCGCCGUGACAUCGAGGACUUAAGGACCACCAUGUCAGACAGAUAUGCCCAGGAUAUGGGAGAAAACUGUGUCACACAGUGAGGAAUGCUGGGGGUGGCACACGCUCUGUUCCCCCAGGGAAGAUCUGGUCUGCUGAGCACCCAGUCUGGCAGGUCCUGCCCUGACAAUCUCUUGUCUCCUGUCUGCUGCUAUUCCCAGAGAGAAGGGGUAGAGGGGCUUAAGAACCUCCACCGGGGGCCAAGGGCUGAUGAAGGAACUGUGCCUGCCCUUGCCCCACACUGGCUUUGCCUUGUUGGAUUGCAUUUGUCCCGUCAUCCUGAUUUACCCUUUGAGGGUGAGUUACUAAUUAACUUUUGCAGGUUGACUGAUAAGUCCUACAGACUGUUCCAGCCCCAGGCUGAUGGCAAAGGUAAACAGGCUGCUCAAUUCCCUUUUCCAUCCUCUGGGACGGAUUCACAUUCAUUCCCACUCCAUACCUUGGUCCUGCUAAUGCCCAGAGUUCAAGUAGAAGGGCAUGGAAAGGCUGAGUAACAGUCACAGUGGCCAUGUGAGAAUUCUCAGGCCAGUAGGCCAGUCUGCCUGGGAUCUGAGCUGGCUUUCUUGGGUAUUCUUAGGCCUGGUCCCACUGCUGCUUCCUCAGGGCUUUUGUUCUCACAGACGCCUCAGGGUGAUCUGUUUAUUAGCAAAGUACCCACUAGAAUUGGCCUAAAGAUUAUAUCCAGGCUGCCUUCAUCUGUGCUUUCAUGCCAUUUUACAGGAUGCCCCACUCUCCAGCUGCCCUGUCCCUUGGGGCCCUGGUCACGUGGUUAGCACAGCUCCCUUCCCUUUUGUUCUCAGGCCAGGCAAGUAGCCCCCUUGCAAACUCUUCUUUAUGGUUCUGGAUUUGGGCAGGAUUUUCCCGUAGAAUACCACAGGGCAACUAUCAAGCUGCUCACCACCUCCUCCUGGGGCUAAGGGCUGGUGUCCAGCCCUGACUUGUGCCUCUCUUUUGUUUGGGGGCAGGGUCCUUUCUCUUUCUUGCUCUGGGGCUUCUUGAGAGUUCAGAGUACCCAGUAUAGUUUGGUUCUAAGGUAUAGCUUUCCUUAUUUGCUGGGUUUUGUUUGGGGCCUUUAGACCCUACGCUUUCUGGUUUGUCCUGCCUCACUUAAGGAGCAUCUCACAACACAGUUGUUUGUAUCUGGUUAUUGGGCUGACCCCAGGCCUCCACUAGAUCUGGAGCCAGGCCAAGCCAGGACCUUGUAAGGGUGUGGAGGGAGGAGCACAGAGCAGUCCAGGAGCCAGCCACUAUGAGUUUGUUGGUAAGCUUUGAGCCAUCAGAGAAGCGUCCUGAACCUCACUCUUGGGUCUGAAUGAGACUUCUUAAGUGUUUUUACAAUUUUGUGUCUUAUUUAUGGAGUGAUGUAUCCCUUCCAUUCAGAACAGCCCCACCCAGCCAUCCCCUCAGCCUCUGGGCUCCUUCCUGCCUCCUAAAAGCAGAGCUGCCUGGCUGGUCUCCACCCUGUGUUGGGAGCCCAGCCACCAUGCUCACGGGUAUUUUUCCUCAGAGUUUAUAAACAGUUAUUUAUAUGAAUCCUUGUUAUGUCAACUGGUUUGUAUUGCCUAUUUUGAUUACAAAAUAAAAUAUUUAACAAAC
Ailuropoda melanoleuca (giant panda) is the source of this 4125-nucleotide messenger RNA. It is a transcript of the gene CEP85, whose product is annotated as centrosomal protein 85. The record is from RefSeq and is a predicted model, not a curated record. NCBI's taxonomy places the organism in Eukaryota, Metazoa, Chordata, Mammalia, Carnivora, Ursidae. Gene Ontology annotation, cellular component: centrosome. Bases 150 to 2573 code for a protein of 807 amino acids. The transcript has 15 exons.